Molecule: messenger RNA, 2376 nt
Organism: Ictalurus punctatus (channel catfish)
Lineage: Eukaryota; Metazoa; Chordata; Actinopteri; Siluriformes; Ictaluridae
Gene: tgm2a
Product: transglutaminase 2, C polypeptide A
Exons: 13
Coding region: 85-2139 (684 amino acids)
Biological process (GO): peptide cross-linking
Molecular function (GO): protein-glutamine gamma-glutamyltransferase activity
Source: RefSeq, a predicted model, not a curated record
AUAAAUAACCCUCUUGUGACCCAAGCAGUAGCUGACCACACACACACAUACACACACACAGGCUGAGCGUUACAAACUGCUAGUAUGGAUCAAGCACUGGAGAUCGAGCAUGUUGAUUUGGAGUGCACAGUGAACAAUGCCCAACACCACACAGAGCUGAAUGGAGCAGAUGGACUGAUCGUGAGGAGAGGUCAACCCUUUACCAUCACCCUUUACUUACGAGCUGGCUCACACUUUCAACAUGGAAGCAACUUCAAACUCAUCACCACUACAGGCUCAGACCCCUCUGAGCUCGCAGACACUGCUGUAAAAUUUGGACUCAGUAAAUUUAUAUCCAAAGUCCGCUGGAGCGCGACAGCAAUGUUAGCAUCUGAGAGGAGUGUUACACUCACUAUUGGCUCUCCUCCUGAUGCCCCCAUCGGCUUAUAUCAAUUCAGCCUCGAGCAGGCCAGCAAGGAAGUAAUGGAAGUCAGUUUGGGCCAGUUUGUGCUGCUCUUUAACCCCUGGUGCAAGAGAGAUUCAGUGUAUUUGGCAAGUGAGGCUGAGAGACAAGAGUAUGUCCUUUCUCAGGAUGGACUGAUCUACCGUGGAAAGCCCAAACACAUCACUACACUUCCAUGGACCUUUGGACAGUUCGAGCCUGGAAUCUUGGAUAUCUGUCUGAGAGUUUUGGAUGAAAACCCGAAGCAUUUGGAAGACCCAGCGCAGGACAUUUCAGACAGGAGAAGCCCUGUCUACGUCACCCGAGUCAUCAGUGCAAUGAUAAACAGCAAUGAUGAUAACGGUGUUCUGGUGGGGAACUGGUCAGGAGAUUAUGAGGACGGCGUCAAACCCACUACAUGGAAGGACAGUGGUAGCAUUUUACACCAAUGGAUUGAACAGAACUGCACAGGAGUGCGAUACGGACAGUGCUGGGUGUUGGCCGCUGUGGCAUGCUCAGUGUCCCGGGCGCUGGGCAUCCCCUGCCGAGUGGUCACCAACUAUGAAUCAGCUCAUGACACAAACAGCAACCUGCUCAUCGAACGCUACUACAACGAGAUUGAUGAGGAUAUAAGUGAUGACUCCAUAUGGAACUUUCAUGUAUGGGUGGAGAGUUGGAUGACCCGUCCUGACCUUAGGCUCGGCUACGAGGGUUGGCAGGCCAGCGAUCCCACGCCACAAGAAACAAGCGAUGGGGUGUACUGCUGUGGUCCAGUCCCUGUGAGAGCAAUAAAGGAAGGCGACCUGAGCGCAAAUUACGACGCUCCGUUUGUUUACGCUGAGGUGAAUGCAGAUGUUGUAGAAUACAUCGUACUGGGUGAUGACAAAGUGGUAAAAGUAGGAGGAUCAGCUACUCACGUGGGCCAGUGUAUCAGCACCAAGGCAGUGGGCACAGACGAGAGAGAGGACAUCACACACCUCUACAAAUACCCUGAAGGUUCAGAAGAGGAGAGGCAGGUGUUUGAGAAGGCCAACCACAUAAACCGGCUAAUCCAGAACGAGGAAGAGCCCGGCCUGUAUGCGAAGAUCAAACUGAACCCUGAUAUGAUGGUGGGUUCAGACUUUGACGUGUACGCGCAGGUCAAAAACAACACGGACACGGUGAAGAACUGCCGUCUGAUGUUUUAUGCCCAGGCUGUGACCUAUAACGGCAAACUCGGGGGGACAUGCGGCCUGACAGAGCUCAGUGAGGUUAACCUUGCCCCGAUGGAAGGAAGUGAGGCAACACUUUGCCUAAAAUAUUCAGAGUAUGGAAAAGCCAUAACUCAAGACAGGAUGAUCAAACUGGUUGCACUGCUUAUCGACUUGGAGACCAAGGAGCUUCAGAGAGAAACGAAGACUAUAGUACUGGAGAGCCCUUCCAUUAUCAUCCUGGUUCUCGGGGAUCCUAAAGUAGGCCAGCCUGUUUUGGUUGAUGUGACGCUGCAGAAUCCUCUGCCUGAAUCGCUGGAAAACUGCUUCUUCUCUUUACAUGGAGCCAACCUGACAGCCGGCACGGCCAUCACUAAAGCUGUUGGGACAGUUGGUCCUGAGGACCUCGCCACUGCUGAGUUUGAGUUCACACCCAUGGCGUCAGGAAGACGAAAACUAGUGAUCGACUUCUCGUCUGAUAAACUCAGCAACGUCCACGGAUACAGUAACAUAACUAUCGAAGAAUAAAUGCCUUCGUUCUUCGCUGACCAAAACGGAUUCGUAUUUCGCUCAGAGUUUACAGAUUGCGUUUUCAUGAGAUUACAUGCUUACGUUACAAGAACAGAAACUAAAUCACUUCCUUUUCACAACAUUAUAUGCAACUAUAAAUGGAUAAGUAGUACAUCAGUCUUUCAUUUUCUUUUCAAAAAUGUAACCUUUAGCAACCUGCUGUGGUAUAAGUGGAAUAAAAGCCACACUACCCUC